This is a messenger RNA of Haemonchus placei, 744 nucleotides long. NCBI's taxonomy places the organism in Eukaryota, Metazoa, Nematoda, Chromadorea, Rhabditida, Trichostrongylidae. The record is from the annotation of a GenBank genome assembly.
GUCCCAUCUGUGCCUAUAGGAGGUGGAGUUCAACCUGAAUGGCCCCCUGCUGCCCAUGACGAGAGAAGAGGUGAAGCACCAAGUGGAGAGGCUCACCCAGCUUGGUCGGCUGAAGCCGACAGAAGCAGAGGUCAACCACCACACGCUUCUCGCGAAAGCCAAGAACAUGCUGCUGCUGGUGCCGAACCGUCUUCGCCAUAUUCUAGCCAAGAGGCACCUGGUGGACGUUGGGCAGAAGCCCCAUAUCAACCUGAAGCAAGGGCCCAUCCAUCACCUCCGUCACAUCCAAAGGAUCAGGUUCGUUUCCGCUACGUGAAACCGGCCGCAGUUGUUAAGGACCAGUAUGGCAGGCUGUAUGAAGGACAUCAGGAGGGCGGCGAGACCCAUUACUAUCCUGAUCAACGAGCCGGAGCGGAAACUGCUAGGACGGAUUCCCGGGAGUCACAACAACCUGCAGCUCCAGCUAGCCAAGAAAUAGCUGAUCGAGGACAGCAUGUAGCACCUGAACACCACCCACACCACGUAGUUCCUCAACAUCCUGCCUCCCGGGAACGAUGGGAACAGGAUCGUUCUCGGCAGAUGGACGCUGAUCAAGAAUAUGAACAACGCGAAGCAGCACAGAGAAGAGCCGAGUAUGAACGGCAGAAGGCUGAGUAUGAACGGCAGCACGCCGAGCAUGAACGUCAAAGAGCUUUAGAAUAUUCGAGACAAUUGGCACUAGAACGCUCACGACAAGAACAGUGA